Molecule: messenger RNA, 591 nt
Organism: Pseudomassariella vexata
Lineage: Eukaryota; Fungi; Ascomycota; Sordariomycetes; Amphisphaeriales; Pseudomassariaceae
Product: Alpha/Beta hydrolase protein
Exons: 2
Coding region: 1-423 (140 amino acids)
Biological process (GO): proteolysis
Molecular function (GO): serine-type endopeptidase activity
Source: RefSeq, a predicted model, not a curated record
AUGACGCAGCACGUCAUCGUCUCAGGCUACGCCGACAAGUCCCAACUGCUCGUCGGCGGCUGGUCCCAGGGCGGUUAUCUGUCCUACCUGUCGUCUGCUCAGCUCGUGGGAACCGCGCCAUGGAGGACCAAGAAAGAUGAUGUAAGCACGCGGACUGGAUCCGCGCUCUGCGAGUUCAAGGGGGCUGCCGAGGCGGGUACAAUUCCUCCCAUGUUGAUUUUGCACGGCGAGAAGGACGGGCGAGUGCCCAUUACUCAGGCGUGGGGCUUUAGGAGGGCCCUCGAUGAGGCCGGGCUACCUUUUGAGUUCGUCACUUACCCGCGGGAAGGACACCAUUUCACGGAGCGGAAGCACAUUGAAGACCUGCUGGAGAGGGUGAUGCGCUUCGUUCGAGCACAUCUCGAUCCGGUUUCUGGAACUUGACAUCACGGAUUUGCAUAUACUAUCAUGGCGAGAGUUCCGAGUGAAGCGAAAGCUUUUCAAUUUAUCUGCGAGCCAUCGUGGUCAUCAUAAGACUAACCACCUCUGUGACCUAAGGUAAAUAAAUAACUUUACUCCUCAUCGGCUCCAGUCGCCUUGCCAGAAAAGCAG